AUGGUGCUGUCAUCGUUACUCCCUUUAGUUGGAUGGGCUAUUCUUCCUAACUAUGCCACAUCUUUCAUCCAAAGCCUCUACUACGGCGUGACAAUCCGGGCUGGAGAGCCUCGUCCCUUGCCCAAAACACUGCAGUAUGAGCGCCACCGCCGCCGUAUUUUUAUCUUCGUGAUAGUCGCCUACCUCCUCUAUACCCUCUACGACAGCUUUCAUAAGGUUCAAGUUGCUGGCGACUAUUACAAGGCGCUAGGUGUGUCACCUCUGGCUGACGAACGUACCAUCAAGUCUCGAUUUCGGAGAAUGGCUACCCAAUACCAUCCAGAUAAAAUAGGUGUCGAUAGUGGAUCAGAGGCCUACUUCAUGUUCUUGCGACGGGCCCAGGAAACCCUGGUAGACCCAGUCAAGCGAUUUGCAUAUGAUCGAUUUGGGCCGGACAUGAACAAUUGGGGCGAGCAGAAGACCAUGCAGGACUUCUUGAUGAAAUCGUUCACCAAGACCAUUCUCCCACAGUACGUCGUUGCGUUUGUGACCAUGGUGGUACUGAAUUGGUUUUGGUGGGUAAACUGGGGCCGCUACUGGCGCUUCUAUACCUUUGCAGCCCUGAUCACCCUUGAGCUCGCUCUCAUCACACACCCGCAGGCUGUAUUCAUGCCAUUCUCUUACAUCCCUUCUCCGUUGCGCGCCUGGCUACCUGAACAAACUUUCUACCUCCUGCCGUUCCAAGUGUUGACUUUGGCGCGACAAGCAUCCAUCGGCCUACAUAUCUUUAUCUCGCAGGUUGCCCCGCCCGUCCGUGAGACGCCCAACAGUGGCGACAAGCUCUCGGUGCAGACUAUGCAGCGACUACAGCUGUUGGUGAAUGCCUCACGUAUGUCAGAUAUCGAGGCAACACGGAUGCUGCAACUCAGCCAGGCGCCGUUCCGCGGUGAUCGUGAAAGCGUAAAGGCCCUACGACGAGGGAUGACGGAAGGACUUAUCCUCGGUGGCGUGCGGUCAAGUCCAGAGGUGCAGCGUGCAGUAGAACAAGUCUUACAACGACGCAAGGCUGAGAGGGAGGGCUCAAUAUAA
Messenger RNA from Penicillium taxi, 1068 nucleotides. Its product is annotated as J domain-containing protein. Gene Ontology annotation, molecular function: protein-folding chaperone binding; misfolded protein binding. Gene Ontology annotation, cellular component: endoplasmic reticulum. Lineage: Eukaryota; Fungi; Ascomycota; Eurotiomycetes; Eurotiales; Aspergillaceae. The record is from RefSeq and is a predicted model, not a curated record. The transcript has 3 exons. Bases 1 to 1068 code for a protein of 355 amino acids.